AUGUCAUUUUAUCGAGACGCAAUAAUAAUUCGUUUAAAAAAUAGUCUUGGAUUUAACAGACAUUCAGUUAGAAAAAAACAUAUAACAAUUGACGCGUUUCCAGAGGAUGUAUUUGUGUCUUUAUUUGAAAAUGAAGAUAAUUUCAAAUAUAUACCAAGCCAGCGAAAAUAUCAAUGUAUUUUUGAAGGAACAGUAGGUGAGGAACAAUUGAAGAAAAUAUUUAAAUAUGACCAAAUAAUAUUUCGUGAAAAUAUUAAUACUUCAACUCGAGGGUAUAUAUUAUUUGAGAAUAAUGAUGGUCAAUAUAAAGCAAUAUUUAAUUGGAAACAAAAAGAAUUAAAAGAAAAUACAAGACAUUUUUUGUCUGGAAUUUUGACAAUUAACUUUAUUGCUGACUCUGGUGAAUUCAUAAAUGAUCAAGAAAAUUAUGUAGCGCCACUUCAACCACUUCAACCGCCAUCAUCUAAUGAUGAUCAUAUUUUACAUAUAAUAUAUUCCAAUCCACCUUAUAACGCAUCUAACAAUAAACUUUCAUCAAAUAAUAAAUCAACAACCUUUACCAAACCACAAUAUAGAUAUAUUUUACCACGUCCCCCUUUAUCAAAUACAAAUAAUUCUUAA
This is a messenger RNA of Rhizophagus irregularis DAOM 181602=DAOM 197198, 621 nucleotides long. The record is from RefSeq and is a predicted model, not a curated record. NCBI's taxonomy places the organism in Eukaryota, Fungi, Glomeromycota, Glomeromycetes, Glomerales, Glomeraceae.